AAAAAUGAGAAUUUUUAGAAUUUACACCAAACUAAAACUAUUUUGCAUUUUGGUUCUUACUCUACAAAUAGCCUUUGCAGAUAAGAACAUGUUCGGGAAGUUCAAGGAUGAGGUAUUGGAUACGAUUGAAAAAUCGAAGAACAAAGUUGAGAAUUUCUUCAACAUUGACCAGUUUUGGGACUUCAUCAGUUUUGACCAUGGUCAUGAUAAAGCUGUGGUUUAUGAUUAUCAAAAAUUUAUUGAAGAGCAUCAGUCAGGACUUGGUGACCAUUCCUUAAUAAGAUACCCAACCUGAACUACUUCUGAGAGUCUCCAAAGUGUUGAAAAGAGUAGGAAUUUUUCAUGUCAGGGAAACAUGGUUCCAUGUGAAGCCCUAGAGAAUUCUAUUGACAUUAUAAAGGAAGAUUUUUACAAGAGCUCUUCGACAGAUAUAAAGUUUGUGAGCUUAUCACCCAAUUCUUUCCAAAAACCAAUCGAUGAGCAUGCAGAUUUUGAAGCAGUUAUCUGUAUUUCUGGUUUCUUGAGUCAGAGAGAUGAUUUACAGGACUCUUGGCACGGAGUAUUGGAUAAUGUUGACCCUGAAAAGCCUGUAUUUGGAUAUAAAUGGCCUGCUGAAGACUACUUGAGCAUCUUUAACAGGAUCCUACUUGAGAUCGUUAAUAUCAGGUUUGAGAAGAUUAAGGAUAUCUCAAUUGGUGAUAUCAUGGCUUUUAAUGGAGUCAGAGAAAUUGCAAUGGAAUCUGGUAAACUCCUCGCGCAUGCUCUCAUACUAGAAUAUCCUGAGUACCUUCCUCGAGUAUCAUUAGUCUCUUUCAGCCUUGGUACAGAGGUAGUGAGGUCAUGCAUUGAAGAGCUUCAUAGACUUGGAGUCAAGGAUAUCAUCCAAGAUGUAUAUUUGUUAGGUGGAGCAACGACUAUCAAUGAAAUAGAUUAUCCAAUGUUCGAUGUUUUAAACGGAAAGCUUGUGCAAGUUUACACUCCUUCCGAUAGAAUCCUUGAUUUCUAUGAACUGGCAACUGCUGAAAUUCCAAUUGGGCAGGACAAGCUCAGUGAAGAACUUACAAAGAGAAUAGAGAACUUGGGGGUAAAGGUUGAGCAAUAUGACAUCACUGGAAUCUCAAAUGGUCACACAAAGUAUCGAUCUUACUUAAAUGAAAUCCUACAGAAAGUAGGUUUCCAUUAGGCUAUCAGCUAUCAAGCGGAGGCAAAGACAUCGGCAUAUUUCUCAC
Molecule: messenger RNA, 1229 nt
Organism: Moneuplotes crassus
Lineage: Eukaryota; Ciliophora; Spirotrichea; Euplotida; Euplotidae
Source: the annotation of a GenBank genome assembly